AUGGAAUCCGUCGUCGAGGAAGCUACCAAUCCACAGUUCCAUCUCUCAGAUCCCUCUCCUCCGCCGGGAAACUUGGCUCUGGACACUGCCGAGCCGCCUUCUCCUGAAAAGCCGCCCCAAUCUCGCGACGCGUAUCCCGCUGCCAUUGGCAAUAAUGGUCAGAUCGAGUUCCCAAAGCCUAGGCUCGACUUCACCAAGCCUCUCCUGUCCGAGAAUGGCGUCACCAAAACCAACAGCGGCGAUAAGGACUUCUCCGGCGGUGAAGAGGAGACGACGAGCCGUCGCAAGCGGAGGAGCCGCUGGGACCCGCAGCCGGACGGAAGCGGUGGAAAUCAGGCGGCGGAUGGAGGCGAGAGCAAUAACGGUAGCAGUAACAAUAACAAUGAAGCCGGGAGUGGCACUCGGAAGAGGAAGUCGAGGUGGGCGGAUGAUGAGCCCAAGCCUGUGAUUCAGCUCCCUGAUUUUAUGAAGGAUUUUACUGGAGGUAUUGAAUUUGACCCUGAAAUCCAGGCUUUGAAUGCUAGGCUCCUCGAGAUUAGCAGGAUGUUACAGUCUGGUACGUCUCAGUCUGGUUUGCCGUUGGAUGAUAGACCUGAAGGAGCUAGGUCUCCUUCUCCUGAACCAAUUUAUGAUAACAUGGGAAUUAGGAUCAAUACUAGAGAGUAUAGGGCCAGGGAGAGGUUGAACAAAGAGAGGCAGGAGAUUAUUUCACAGAUCAUCAAGAAGAAUCCUGCGUUUAAGCCUCCUGCUGACUACAGGCCCCCGAAGCUUCACAAGAAGCUCUACAUACCGAUGAAGGAGUACCCAGGGUAUAACUUUAUUGGAUUGUGGCACUCUUGGCCUCCCAGUUGGGUUCAGUUGCUUGUGAACCCCUCUUCCUUUGACUCUUGUUUCGAUUUUGAAAAGAAUGGAGAGGGAAACGGUGCUAAGAUUGUAAUUCGAGGGAAAGGGUCGGUGAAGGAGGGCAGGUUGCAGCAGAAGAGGGAUUUAAAGCCGGAUCCGUCUGAGAAUGAAGAUUUGCAUGUUUUGGUCGAGGCAGAUACUCAAGAGGCCUUGGAAGCUGCUGCUGGCAUGGUUGAGAAGCUGUUGCAACCGGUUGACGAGGUUCUGAAUGAGCAUAAGAGGCAGCAGCUUAGGGAACUAGCUGCUUUGAAUGGUACAAUUAGGGAUGAAGAGUAUUGCCGGUUGUGUGGUGAGCCUGGACACAGGCAGUAUGCUUGUCCAUCCCGGACUACAACAUUUAAGAGUGAUGUGCUUUGUAAGAUUUGUGGUGAUGGUGGACAUCCUACUAUUGAUUGUCCUGUUAAGGGAACAACUGGGAAGAAAAUGGACGAUGAAUACCAAAACUUCUUGGCAGAACUGGGUGGGACUAUGCCUGAGUCCUCGAAUAAACAAACUGCUACCUUGGCUUUGAGGUCAAGUGGAUCUGGAAGCAAUCCUCCAUGGGCUAGCAACACUGGGGGUAUUGGCAGUGCGAAUCAAGCUGGACUAGGAGCCACUGAUGGUAAAUCGACAAAGGAAUAUGAUGAUACCAAUCUUUACAUUGGCUACUUACCUCCUACUUUUGAUGAUGAUCGUUUGAUCCAGUUAUUCUCUGCAUAUGGUGAGAUUGUAAUGGCAAAGGUAAUCAAGGAUAGGGUCACUGGGUUGAGUAAAGGGUAUGGUUUUGUCAAGUAUUGUGAUGUUCAAAUGGCUAAUUCGGCAACUACUGGCAUGAAUGGAGCUCGUGUUGAAGGUCGGACCAUUGCUGUGAGGGUUGCGGGUAAGCCUCCUCAACCUAGUGUUCCUCCUGGCCCUCCUGCAUCCAGCAUGCCCACAUGCCCUGUCUCAAGUCAACCAGUUGGUGCCUAUCCAUCCCAGCAGUUCACCCCUUGUGGUCCUCUUCCACCUGCUCCUCCAGGAAACUAUGCUGCUCCUCAUCCAAGCUAUGGAGGGCCUCCUGUUCCUUGGGGACCACCUGUUCAGUCUCCCUAUGCUCAUUAUCCUCCACCUCCUCCUAGUUCGAACAUGUAUCCUCCUCCUCCUCCCCCUCCUGGACACCCUAUGGCACCUUAUGGCACGCAAUAUCCUCCACCAGUGCCUCCGGCUCCGGGUGCUCCUAGUCCAACUGUGACUCCUGAAGCUCAACAAAGUUACCCACCAGGGGUUCCAUCGGAGAACCACACUUCUGCUCCGCCACGUGCAUCAUCUAACUUCUAUGGGAAUGUUCCACCAUUGCAACCAGUUUAUGCAACAGUUUCUCUAGGUUACUCAUCAUACUAUAGUGCAGUUCCUCCCCAUCCGGCUGCGCCUAUGCCAACAACUGAUCACUCCCAGGGGAUGAGCAAUUUACCUUGGGCACCGAAUCCACCACAACCACCACUUCCAGGAGCUUCCGCUGGAGAGAAAACGAACUAUGGAGCUGAUGCUGAGUAUGAAAAGUUCAUGGCAGAGAUGAAAUGA
This is a messenger RNA of Linum tenue, 2442 nucleotides long. The record is from the annotation of a GenBank genome assembly. NCBI's taxonomy places the organism in Eukaryota, Viridiplantae, Streptophyta, Magnoliopsida, Malpighiales, Linaceae.